AUGAAAAUUUCUGAAGAGGCUUCUUUAAAAAAAUACAAUUUACAAUUUAGUAGUAUUUUAGGUCAACCAGGAGAUUCAGAAAGCACCCUCUCUAAUGUUACUUCUAUACAAACGCAACUGCAAUCUCUUUACGAAACUUGCGGUGAAACCAUCAAGCAUUUCGAUAGAUUUCAUCUGCAAACAUUGCCAAAAACAUCAGCAACAACAGCGAUAGGAGCAUCAGCAGCAACUUACAGUGUUAGUGAUAAACAUCCCACAACAACAACAAACUUGACUAGAACUUUGGAAAAACAUGUAAUUCUAAUGGAGAAUCAAAGUAAAUUUAAUAUAACAAAAACAACAGUACAUCCUACAACGACAAUUGUUGCCGCCUCCAUUGCAUCGCCUACCAAAGCCACAACGUGCGCUGGUAAAACAGCCACAAUCUUAGUUUCCAAAUCAAAAACCAAAACUGGUUUACCUUUACUACUCAAGAAUUCCAUCAAUAAUUAAUUUUCAAAACUGAAAGUGAAAUCCGAAUUAAUUGAAGGUGAGAAAGUUUUGUUUUCGUUUUGUCUUCUCUAAUCUUUAUGCCUGUUGUUCGUUAAUAAGUCACCGUAAAAAAUGGAAUCCUUUUAUUUUUAUUUUUUGUUAUCUGCUGAGAAGUUUUUUUUUUAUUCUUAUUUUUAAAAGUAUUUAAAUAUUAUAAAAAGUAUUUUAGUGCAAUAGUUUUUCUAUUAUACUUCCCUGUCUUCAAUAAUUUACUACCAGUAUUGGAAAAGGUAUUUUUAUUUGUACAUUUCCUCUAAAACAUUAAAAAAAUUUUUGAAAUAUCUGAAAUAUUUUUUAUAAAUGUAGCGCUAUUUAAUAUUAUAUAUGAGCAGAAAAAAAUUAUAUAUGUAAAAUGUAUACAAUGGAAUAUCAAAUCAGACAUUAGCGAGCCUACACAAAAAAAAGAAAAGAAAAACGAAGAGGAAGUUAAAAAUCUAAUAUUAUUUUUGUUACGUACCCAUGAAUGUUUAGUUAAUCUUUAAAGAGAUGAAAGAAAUGCGUUUCUUUAUUUAGAAAUAUUUAUAUAAUUCGUAGCAGAUUUGCAUAUAUAUUAUAUAUAUAUAUAUAUAUAUAUAUAUAUAUAUAUAUAUAUUUUGUUUUUAAAUGAUUGAAAACUAAUAACAGCUAAAUAUCAAGAAAGCAAAAAGUACCGAAGCGCUAAAACAUCAUAUAUAUAUAUAUACAUAUAAAAACAUAUAUAUAUAUAUAUAUAUAUAUAUAUGUAUAAGUGAAGUAAUACAUAAAUGAAGUGGGAAGUUUCAGAACGUUCAUCCCAUAACGACGACGAAUAUAUAUAAAAUACUAAACAUAUACAUAUAUGGAUCAAACAUAUACAAUACAUAAACAUGCAUAAUAUAUA
This is a messenger RNA of Glossina fuscipes, 1390 nucleotides long. RefSeq lists its product as uncharacterized. The transcript is spliced from 2 exons. The record is from RefSeq and is a predicted model, not a curated record. Bases 1 to 492 code for a protein of 163 amino acids. NCBI's taxonomy places the organism in Eukaryota, Metazoa, Arthropoda, Insecta, Diptera, Glossinidae.